GUUAGGUGACAGCACACACACACACACACAGAAGGCGGCAAGCAUGGCGGACGUGGCCGGGGAAAAGCUGUCCAAAAAGUGAAGGCAGGGUUGUGAGGGCAUGAGUGUGCGGCUUCUCCAAGGUGUGUGGAGGGCGGCUGCCUCGGGGUGUGGCCGAGUGUUAGCGGGGGAUGGACGGCUCUGCCUCAACACUGCCAGGCCAUUCUCUUUCACAUACUCCAGGAGCAGUGAACUGAAAAGGAGGCAAAAAGCAGAGAAGAAGGCACAAGAGAAGGCUGAAAAGGAGGCAGCUCGAGGAGCCAAGCCCACCCCAGCAGCAGCAGCAGCCAAGCCAAAGGUGAAUGAAGAGGAUGUCAGCCCCAAUGAAUACCUGAAAUUAAGAACUCAGUAUGUGCAGCAGCAGAAAGAUGCAGGCCAUACUGUUUAUCCUCACAAAUUCCACGUGAGCACCUCAUUAGCUGAGUUUCUGGAGACAUACCAGACCUUGACACAGGAGAAGGAGGGCCAGGAAGAAGUGACUGUGUCUGGAAGAGUUCAUGCCAUUCGAGAGAGCAGCCAGAAGUUACGGUUCUACGAUCUUAGAGGAGAAAAUGUUAAGUUACAGGUAAUGGCUAACUUGAAAUUCUAUGAGAGUGAGGCUGCUUUCUAUGAGGACUGUGACAAAAUACGGCGAGGGGAUAUUUUAGGUGUGAAAGGUGUUGCUCUGAGAACCAAGACUGGGGAGCUGUCUAUUCGACCAACCAAGUUGCAGAUAUUGGCUCCCUGCCUUCACAUGCUUCCCCACCUCCACUUUGGUGUAAAAGAUCAGGAGACCAGGUACCGCCAGCGAUAUCUUGACCUUAUCAUCAACUCUGAUGUUCGUAAGAAGUUUAUAGUGCGUGCCAAUAUUGUGUCGUACCUACGUAAGUUCUUUGAUGACAUGGGUUUCUUGGAGGUUGAGACUCCUAUGAUGAGUUUAAUUGCUGGGGGAGCCACUGCCAAGCCCUUCAUUACUCACCACAAUGAGCUGAAUCAAGACUUGUACCUAAGAGUGGCCCCUGAGCUUUAUCUCAAGAUGCUCAUUGUGGGUGGCAUUGACAGGGUAUAUGAAAUAGGGAAGCAGUUCAGAAAUGAAGGCAUUGACCUGACCCACAAUCCAGAAUUUACAACUUUGGAGUUUUAUAUGGCCUAUGCAGAUUACAAUGACCUCAUGGAAAUCACCGAAAAGCUGCUGUCUGGCAUGGUGUAUCACAUUUUUGGGACGUACAAGGUGAAACUCCAACCUCAGGGACCAGAAGGUGAGGAGUGGGAAAUUGACUUUAAGCCUCCCUAUAAGAGAAUGCACAUGUUCCCGGAGCUAGAAAAGAUUCUCGGUACAAAACUGCCCGAACCUGACCAGCUCACUACAGAAGAAGCCCGCAAAUUCCUCAGUGAUCUGUGUGAGAAACACGAGGUGGAGUGUCCUCCUCCCCGUACCUCUGCUCGGCUUCUAGAUAAGUUGGUUGGUGAUUUUCUGGAGGAACAGUGCAUCAGCCCAACAUUUAUUAUGGACCAUCCACAAGUCAUGAGCCCCCUUGCCAAGUAUCAUCGUUCCAUUAAAGGACUUACUGAGAGGUUUGAACUCUUUGUAGCUAAGAAAGAGAUUGUUAAUGCAUAUACAGAGUUGAAUGAUCCACUGGACCAAAGGGCCAGAUUCAUGCAGCAAGCACAAGAUAAAAUGGCAGGUGAUGAUGAAGCCCAGAUGAUUGAUGAAAACUUCUGUACAGCUCUUGAGUACGGUCUGCCUCCCACUGGAGGCUUUGGAAUGGGCAUAGACAGGCUAAGCAUGUUCCUUACAAACUCAUAUAACAUCAAAGAAGUAUUGUUCUUCCCAGCCAUGAGACCAGAGCAACAGAAAAAGGCCUCUGAAGAUGAUAGCAACAAGGAGAACCAGCCCGUAUCAUAGUAUUUGCUUAGAAGUUGUCCUGCUACCAAAGUGUUACCGGUUGAAAAUUAUCUUGGGUGUCUUUGUUUUCUCUGAUCUGGACAUAUAGGUAUCUAGGAUCACUGCUUUAAAUUUGGGACUUGCAAAUUGUUACAUUGAGAGCCUUCAUUUUGGGGUUGGGGUGAUAUCUUUCAGAGGAAUGAUUAAAGUAAUUUUUACUUAAUGUCAUUUUACACCUAUGUGCAUCUUCCUGUCCAUUAAUUAUAUAUUAAUUUCUUCAAA
Molecule: messenger RNA, 2185 nt
Organism: Scylla paramamosain (green mud crab)
Lineage: Eukaryota; Metazoa; Arthropoda; Malacostraca; Decapoda; Portunidae
Gene: LysRS
Product: lysine--tRNA ligase-like
Exons: 5
Coding region: 101-1924 (607 amino acids)
Biological process (GO): lysyl-tRNA aminoacylation
Cellular component (GO): cytoplasm; mitochondrion; aminoacyl-tRNA synthetase multienzyme complex
Molecular function (GO): ATP binding; tRNA binding; lysine-tRNA ligase activity
Source: RefSeq, a predicted model, not a curated record